AUGGCGCCGUCCGUCCACCAGGUCGCCCAGAUUUUCGAGGAUCCGGAGCCUCAACACAGAGGCCGCAGAGCGAACCACAACCGUACUCCUUCAGUUGGAGACGCCCUAAGAGGGCGCCGAAAAGACAACUGUAGCCCUACAAAGCCGCAAAGACCGUCCAGUCGAGAAGUGGUCAAUUCUGCUAGUCCACUUGGAGAGCGACACAUAAACAGCCCACCACAACCGAAACGAAUUGCUACCAAAUCAGGCGAUGAGCCUGCUCGUCCUACUGUUUCCCGCACACACAAAAAGUCCGGGAGCUCUGUGUCCUUGAAAGGAAUUAUCUUGGGUAAAGAGAAGAGUACGGGCACUGGGAGCGUGUCUCCCGUCGAAGGGCACACGGCCGACAGCAAGCUGAAGAAGGUGAAAUCAGCGAGUAACCUCACCGGACUGCUGAAACGGAGAUCCAAGAAGGAUCUUAGGGAAGAGAACAACAGCAACAGCAACAACCAAGAAAACUGCCCGCCGUCAAAGACAACACCCGUCGAAAGUCCCACUCCCAUCUGGGCACAAUUUGCUACUCAACCCUUAGAGGGUGCGGAUGGCACCAUGAUAUUUCCAGUGUCGAAGAGAAGGACCGUUGAAGAAGAGAUAAACGUGUACACCCCCAAGGACUAUUCCGAAUUUCGCCCUUCGGAACAGAGGAAUUUUUACGGAUACGGGCCUGCGACGCCGUCAGUGUUGGACUAUCAGCCACCGCAACGACCAUUCCUGGAGCACAAAUCUAGCAGAAGCUCCAUCUUUACGGAGAACAUUGAUGAUGAUAUUCCUGCAGAAGACGUUAAGUCGCCAAAGAGCAGGGAGCAGUCUAUCAGUCGCCCAGCCUCUUCCAAACAAGAAGGCAAGCCCGAUGCUCAAGUCCAGCCAUCAAACUUGUCACAAUCAGAUCCCAAAGUCAAAUUAGGCUCGAGAGUUUUCGAAGCAAUCCAAACUUUCAACAUGAGAGCCCGCAAGGACGCCCGCUCGAUCCCCGACACUCCGAAUAAUGCAACCAUUCCACUUAGUCCUCAAGAGCUAGACUCAGCUUUCGAGAAGGUAUUGGACUCUCUGAACAUUCCACUCAACAUGCGGGACAACAUGCGAAAUCUCAAACCAGACGUAAAGGCAGGUUUGAUGAAGGGUGAUCGUAUUGGCAGUGGCUCGUCCACGGUAUCAGCCUUCACUGAUAGCUCCGAGGUCAGCUCAUCGGCUCGGAAUAGGAAGGAGAAUGAGAGACCAAAGAGCGAGGGCGAUGAGAGCAAAGAAGGCAGACGAUCCAGAUCGCGAUCACGUCCUCGAAGUCGGAUCUUGACCCUGACCAGACGAGAGGAAGAUUCCCCCACAAAGCAAGACAGACCAAGUUCGUCAUUGAGAUCGCGCAGCAAAUCUAGGAACAAAUCCGCCGACUUGACCAAUUCCAGACCAACUUCGGCGAAAGCUAUGGCCUCGACCGUGUCGCUGGCAUCCCUCAACCAGGCAGACAGCGCCACCACUCCUGGAGACUUCAUCCAUUACCUUCGAGAGGUACAGAAGCCGGCACUAGUCGAAGUGAGCAAGCUGCACAAACUGAGGAUUCUGUUGAGGAAUGAGUCGAUCUCUUGGACAGAUCAUUUCGUGGGUAAGGGCGGCAUGGACGAACUUGUUCAACUCUACCAUCGUAUUUCAAAGAUCGAGUGGCGCGAAGAACAUGAAGACAACCUCCUUCACGAGACGCUGCUGUGCUUGAAGGGAUUGUGCACGACCUCCCUUGCCUUACAACGUCUGCAGCAAGUGGAAAAUGAGUUCUUCCCAGCACUCUUGCACAUGUUAUUCGAUCCGGAACGGAAGGGUCCAUCGGAGUUUAACACCAGAGGCGUCAUAAUAUCGCUCCUUUUCGCUCACUUGUCAGCCGAGGUGGGCUCUGACCAGGAGCUUGCUCAUGAACGAGCACGGAAAAUCCUUGGGUUUCUCAGGGAUCCUGUACCGGAAGAUGGCAAGCAGCCGCUGGACUUUGUGUCUCAAAUGCAUGUUCCUCGACCUUACCGGGUUUGGUGCAAAGAAGUUGUUAAUGUCACGAAAGAGGUGUUUUGGAUAUUUCUGCACCAUCUCAACGUCAUCCCCAUUGUCGAGGUCGAUGAAUCAGUGGGUUAUUGUGGAGCACAUUUCCCCCCUCCUCGACCACCCCACCCGGCAGCUCCGUACGUGGGAGGUGUUGAAUGGGAAGCGACGCAGUACCUCGCGACCCAUCUGGAUCUAUUGAACGGGUUGAUAGCCUGCCUUCCUACUGCGACAGACCGCAAUGCAUUGCGAGAAGAGCUAAAGCAGUCCGGCUUCGAGAAAGUGAUGGGGGGUAGUCUUCGAACAUGCAAAGAGAAAUUCUAUUCAGGAGUCCACGAAGGCUUGAAGUGUUGGGUUGCAGCGGCCAAGGCAGACGGGUGGCCCGUGGAAGACGUCAGAGCCGGGCCACCGCGAGAGUCAGUAAGCCCAAGGAAGAGUCCUGUCAAGAAGAGAAGCGACGAACCUCCGCAAUUGGCAUUGGAUGUAGAGGUUGGCCAUGGACAGGCGUCAAAAGUGGAUGAUGGGUGGAUCUGA
This is a messenger RNA of Fonsecaea multimorphosa CBS 102226, 2589 nucleotides long. RefSeq lists its product as uncharacterized. Gene Ontology annotation, biological process: actin cytoskeleton organization. Gene Ontology annotation, molecular function: actin binding; small GTPase binding. The record is from RefSeq and is a predicted model, not a curated record. Lineage: Eukaryota; Fungi; Ascomycota; Eurotiomycetes; Chaetothyriales; Herpotrichiellaceae. Bases 1 to 2589 code for a protein of 862 amino acids. The transcript has a single exon.